AUGCCGGUCGCUGAUCCCAACACCACACCUGCGGCCACCAAAGCCAGUCAUGAUGCGGAGGAACUCGCCUAUUACAAAGCCCAAUAUGAGCAACUAGAAGUUGAGCUUGCCGAAUUCCAGGCAUCCAGUCGGGAACUGGAGGCUGAGUUGGAAAAGGAUAUUGAGGCAUCUGAGAAACGGGAGCGACAUCUGAAAGGUAAAGUCGAGACUUUGUCGUAUGAGGUGGAGGAAUGGAAGACCAAAUACAAGCAAGCCAAAGCUGAGGCCAGCUCAGUUCAGAACACCCUUCAAAAGGAAAUCACUAGCUUGCGAGAGGGAAAUCGAGCGUUACAAUUGAAGCUAAGAGAUAUUGAAGUCGCAAACGAUGAUUAUGAGCGUCAGGCUCGAAACACAACGUCGUCCCUGGAGGACCUGGAAUCGAAAUAUAACAUGGCGAUCGAGCGCGCUGUACUUUUAGACGACGAAGUCAAGGCCGGAGAACAAGAACGAGAAGCGCUGCGCAUUGAGUCUCAGCGCUUGCGCGACGAACUUUCAGACCUGAAAAUCGAGGCCGACAUCAUCACUGACAAGCUUCGGAAAGCUGAGAACGAGCUCAACCGUCGUCGCAAACAGCCCGCUUUGCUUGAUCCAUCUGUUGCGCAUGGUUCUCAAAAUGCCGAAGCUGGUCAGCACUCCCCUGUAACCACCUCCUCGUCUCCAACCAUGAACACGCCUCCUGCAAAGUCCGUGUCAUCCGCGACAUCAGAUGCCAUCACGCCCCCUUCGCCCUCUGCUUCAGAGUCUUCGGUCAGUGUGCGCAAACAAGGCGCAGAAGGCGGCUUCAGCGGCACACGAGUCUCGCUUGGGAAGACAGCCCCUCACUCGGCCUAUGCCAGACACACUCGCACGCCGUCAAUUCCUCAGGCCAAUGGAUACUCUACCCCAUCCAUGUUCCGUCAGAGUACUUCAAGGAUGAGCUCAUCUGGUAUCCCUCGUUCUGGUUCGCUGUAUCAAAUCCGAGGCCUGAUUGGAAAAAUGCAAAAACUCGAGGAGCGAGUACACUCGGCUCGUUCGCGAUUACCUGCUCCUGUGGAGACACCGACUGGUAUGUCGCCUCGAACACCAUCCGCUGCUGGCCAGAGUUCGAUACCUUCAUCUGUCACACUCCGCAAGAGUUCACGUAAGCGAACAAGUACGGGUAGCGCAAAUUCAUCAGUGCGGGACGGAGAUACCUCUAGUUACCCCUCAUCAUUCCUUCCGCAAAGUCGUCAGUCGUUUGGACGUUCGAAUGACAGUCGACCAAGCAGUCGUACGAGCUUUUCAAGCCGUAGCUCUAUCGGGCCAGGGAACUAUGCAAGUUCAAUAGCGCCGUCACGGCCAGACAGCAGGCAAAGCCGAGCGCGAACGCCGCUUGGCCAUUAUUCGACCAACCCAACAACGGAGAGUCGACGUCCACGGUCUUCCAUGAGCUCAUACUCCCAGAACCAUGCACCAGCUAAGAGCAUGACGUUUAUUGAAGAAGACGUUGACAUUCCAACCCCUACACCUCGUCGAGGCACUCUCGAUCAAGGACAAUUCCGUUCGUCGAUUCCUGCACCUGGAAGUCUGAAAAAGCGGCCUAGCAGCAUCGGGCAGAGGACGACAACUAUACCUACGCCGCGACGGGUGACAUCCAAAAUCGAUGUACAGAAAAGGGAACCGAAAGCAAGCGGCGAGGAGCCUUUGAAAUUGGAAGAUCUUGGCGAGACCUACUAA
Molecule: messenger RNA, 1734 nt
Organism: Talaromyces stipitatus ATCC 10500
Lineage: Eukaryota; Fungi; Ascomycota; Eurotiomycetes; Eurotiales; Trichocomaceae
Product: nuclear distribution protein NudE
Exons: 2
Coding region: 1-1734 (577 amino acids)
Biological process (GO): vesicle transport along microtubule; centrosome localization; mitotic centrosome separation
Cellular component (GO): centrosome; kinesin complex; kinetochore
Molecular function (GO): microtubule binding
Source: RefSeq, a predicted model, not a curated record